AUGAGGGAGAGAUACUCCAGCUCUGGCCUGACGUUCCCUUGUCCACACACCAAAGAGAAAGGAUCUUUGAGGACUUCAUCUGAGUGUUCAUCUGCAGCUUCUUGUGCUUUGGUUUGCACUGAAGAAGAUGUCAGAGGGCAGCUCCAGGUGAGGGAUGCCCAGAGUCUGGUGCACAUGUCCGAUGAACCAACUAAUGCAGAAGAACCAGUGAGCACAAAACCAAAGAGGAAGAAAACCCCUGAAGAGAUAGAGGCAGCCAGGGCACAAAAACAAGCAGAGAAGGCGGCCAAGGCCAAGAAACAGAGGGGUCCAAAGCCCACAAAAAAACCCAAAGGACCAAAACCAACCAAGAAACCCAAAGCGCCAAAAGCCACAAGAAAACCCAAGGCCCCAAAGAAACUGAGCAGCACAAUGGCUCCUCCAGAAGUCCGACAGACGACAGAGAGUGUGCAGCAGCCGAGCACCGCCUACAGACACUACACAUAUGCAGUGGCCACAAAUGCACCCAUAUGGGAAGAGCCGGAGGAGCCAGGUCGAGCAGCUGCAGAUGACAAAAAGCAGACCACAACCCCGGAGCCCAUCAUGUACAUACCAGAAGAAACAACAGCUGUUCCAUUUGUGGUCCCAUGGUACGAGGAAUAUGACUAUUCUGACUUGGCAGCCAAGAAGCAAGAAGAGGAGGAGAGGGAGGAGGAGAGAGCACGGAAAGAAAAAGCUGAAAAGGCUGAGCAACAACGGAAGCAGUGGGAGGAGGAAGAGGAGGAGAGACUCAGGCAGGCUGCUGUCCCAGUGGAGCCAAAAAAGUGUCCUCCAUUUGGCCUGGAGUCACACCGUGUGGAUGAUGACCAACUCCUGGCUUCGUCCCAGUCUCACCAUGGCUUUGCAGCACAGAGGGGGCGACUCAACAUGCAGGCGUCCGACAGUGAAGACGACAUGUACGGAGGAGCGUGGUGUGCUGAAGCAGAGGAGAAAAAUCACUGGUUUGAGGUGGAUGCUCGCAAAGAAGUAGAGUUUACGGGUGUGAUCACACAGGGCAGGAACUCAGAGCUGCAUGAGGACUUUGUGUCUUCUUACUAUGUGGCUUUCAGUAAUGACAGCCAUGACUGGACCGUGCUUCAUGAUGGCUAUGCCGAAUGGUUGUUUUAUGGAAAUGUGGAUAAAGACACGCCUGUGAUGAGCCAGUUCACUACACCUAUCGUCGCUCGCUACAUCCGCAUCCUUCCUCAAAGCUGGAAUGGCAGUUUGUGUCUGCGAGCCGAGGUCCUGGCCUGUCAGCUCCCAAGCAACUACCAAAGUGAGAAUGAAGUAAACCCAUCAGAUGACUUGGACUUCAGACAUCACAACUACAAAGAGAUGAGACAAAUGAUGAAAGUGAUAAAUGAAGAGUGCCCGAAUAUCACUAGAAUCUACAAUAUUGGUAAAAGCGCACAAGGACUUAAGAUAUAUGCCAUGGAAAUUACAGACAACCCAGGAGAGCACGAGACAGGCGAACCAGAGUUCCGUUACACCGCUGGGCUCCAUGGUAACGAGGCCCUGGGAAGAGAAUUGGUUCUGUUACUGAUGCAAUUUCUGUGCAAAGAGUACAACGAUGACAACCCCAGAGUGCGCCGCCUAGUGGAUGGAGUGAGAAUACACCUUGUGCCUUCAUUGAAUCCGGAUGCAUACGAGCUUGCUUUUGAAAUGGGGUCAGAGAUGGGUAACUGGGCACUGGGCCACUGGACUGAAGAAGGAUAUGACAUCUUCCAGAACUUCCCAGAUCUCAGCAGCAUCCUUUGGGCAGCAGAGGACAGAGGAUGGGUCCCUCGUGUAGUCCCAUAUAGUCACAUUCCCAUCCCAGAAAACUUUCUCAAUGGCUCUGUUGCCGUCGAAACUAAAGCAAUCAUUUCCUGGAUGGAGCGUAAUCCCUUUGUUUUAGGGGCAAAUUUACAAGGAGGAGAGAAAAUGGUUGUGUACCCUUUUGAUAUGCAAAGACCACCGAUUUCUUUAACAGACAAUCGUCGAUGGAGAUUAAAUGACGAAAUGAACGAGGAAACGUGGGUUCGUAUCCAGCUUCAGAAUCAGGGCGCUCUGCGAGAAACACCAGAUGAUUCCAUGUUUCGCUGGUUGGCCAUGUCCUACGCCCACAGCCAUCUGACCAUGACAGAGACCUACAGAGGCUCGUGCCAUGGAGACGACAUCACAGCAGGACAAGGCAUCAUCAACAGGGCCAGCUGGAAGCCUGUCGUCGGCAGCAUGAAUGAUUUCAGCUACCUCCACACAAACUGCUUCGAGUUGUCCAUCUUCCUGGGCUGUGACAAGUUUCCCCACGAGAGUGAACUUGCCCUGGAGUGGGAGAACAACCGAGAAAGUCUGCUCUCUUUUAUAGAACAGAUUCACAGAGGUAUCAAAGGAAUGGUGAAGGAUACAGAAGGAAAUCCUCUGGCCAACGCUACAGUCGCAGUGGAGGGCAUUAGGCAUGACGUCAGAACAGCGGCAGGUGGUGAUUAUUGGCGCCUGUUGAAUCCUGGUGAAUACAAAGUAACGGCGAAGGCAGACGGCUUCACUCCUCAGACCAGACUCUGCAUGGUGGGAUACGACCCUGGGGCCAGUCCAUGCAGUUUCACGUUACCCAAAUCCAACUGGGGACGCAUCAAGAAGAUCAUGGCACUCAAUGGCAACAGACCAAUUCGGCUCGUUCCCAAAAAGACGACCACCACCGCUGUCCCGAUCGUUCCCACCACAGAAAGUCACAUGGAUCCAGAGAGAGCAGAAAGACUGAAGCGCCUUCGACUGCUGCGUUUACGUCGACUUCGUUUACAAAGACUGAGAGGCAAACUUAGCACUCCUCCAACCACCACAACCACAACCACAACCACCACCACCACCACAGCGGCUCCCACCACCCCCGACAGUCAGAGCACCACUGUCUGGUAUGACCCCUGGUUUUCAGUCGACAACUGGUUAACUGAGAACCCUUUCGAUGGCUUUAAUUUAGAAUCUGCACCAACACAGGACUACCCUUUUGAGUUUUCUAUCGACUGA
Molecule: messenger RNA, 3021 nt
Organism: Knipowitschia caucasica
Lineage: Eukaryota; Metazoa; Chordata; Actinopteri; Gobiiformes; Gobiidae
Source: the annotation of a GenBank genome assembly